Archocentrus centrarchus (flier cichlid) is the source of this 1024-nucleotide messenger RNA. Its product is annotated as transmembrane protease serine 11D. NCBI's taxonomy places the organism in Eukaryota, Metazoa, Chordata, Actinopteri, Cichliformes, Cichlidae. The transcript has 5 exons. Bases 83 to 994 code for a protein of 303 amino acids. Gene Ontology annotation, molecular function: serine-type endopeptidase activity. The record is from RefSeq and is a predicted model, not a curated record. Gene Ontology annotation, biological process: proteolysis.
ACGUCAUCGGCCGGACGGAAUUGUUAUUGUUUAUGAUCAAAAAAAAAAAAAAAAAAAAAACGUCCCAAAGACUUGAAACUAAAUGGAGUUAAAGGCUCUUCUGCUGUUUCUGAGUGUCUGCUGUCUGAUUGAAUCAUCCACUUCAGCACAGGACAGUUGUGGGGAGCGGCCCCUGGUUGGCCCCCCAGGUGCAUCUCGGAUUGUGGGUGGCCAGGAGGCUCCUGAGGGGGCGUGGCCUUGGCAGGUCAGCAUCCAGAUCCAUUCCAGACACCACUGUGGGGGCACAAUCCUCAACAGCCUCUGGGUGCUCACUGCCACACACUGCUUCUACAAUUACCUAUGGAUCGGCCUAAGACAUUUUCGUGCAGUGGCAGGACUACACGCGUUACCUUCUCCACGAAAACACGCCCAGAUCCGCUCGCUCCGUGAAGUGAAAAUGCACGAGGGCUACAGCAUCAACACAGCUGAUAGCGAUGUGGCACUGUUGCUGCUCAGCUCGCCCUUGAUGUUCACAAACUAUAUCCAACCUGUUUGCCUUCCUUAUGAUAUGACCCAUGAGGCCAAGCUCAACUUCAGCCACUGCUUCAUCACUGGAUGGGGAAGCGCCUAUCACAAAGGCUCGCUGAUGAACACACUGCAGGAAGCUGAGGUGGAGCUCAUUGAUAGAAGAACGUGUAACCGGAUCACCUGGUACAACGGCAUCAUCACUGAGAACAUGAUCUGUGCGGGGCUGGAGAGUGGAGGAGUCGACACCUGUCAGGGUGACAGCGGGGGCCCCCUGCAGUGCUACAGUGAGAAUGAGGAGAGGUUUUAUGUGGUCGGAGUGACAAGCUUCGGAGAGGAGUGUGGACUUCCUCACAAGCCCGGGGUGUACGCACGAGCCAGCAGGUUUGUGGAUUGGCUGAAGGCGAGUCAGACAGCGGCGUCUGCUGUGCACAGAGCGAACACGGGACUCAUCUCAGCUCUGCUCAGUGUCGCUCUGAUGUUGCUCUGAAACAGCAAUAAAUAUCACGACUUAAAGAGA